AUGAUUGAACAGUCGUACUUUGGAGUAAUUCAAAUUUGUAAAGAUGAUUUCAAUUCUUGGCUACAGUAAAACUAGAAAUGAUAGUAAUAGCAGAGUAGUUUAUAGCACGCAUGGUGCAUGGAGUGCAUGGAGCGCAGAGCUUUAAGAGGCGCAAGAAGCUCCCCCUUUAGCUCCAUGCUACUCCAUGUGAUCCAUGCACUCCAUGCCAUGCGAGCUGUGGAACCUUAUAAGUUGCUCGGUAAUUAUAGUAAUAGUCAUGCUUAUAUAUGACACAGGGCCGGACGGCUCCCCCUCCUCCCCCCCCCUGUGGUCUGGUGUGUGGUGGCGCGCGCGCGCGCUUUUCCGCGCGGAUUUUUCGCGGAUUCUAGUGGUGAAAGGCGUCAAAACUUGGCGCGGGGGCGGGCCUCCCCUUGGGCCUCUCAGCGUGUUCCUAAGGGACCUGCUGGCCUCUGCUGACCCUCGCAGGCGGCAGGUCUCCAGGGUAAAAAAAGGCCGCCGAAGGCAAGAGCAAGCAACCCGAUGACCAAGGGCCCGGGGGGUACAGGCGGCACGGCGCAGGGGGUCCAGGCCCUCGCCUCUUGCCGCCUUCGGAGGCUUUCCGCGGCCGGCGCACUGCUGCGGCGGCGAAGCCUGACGGAUGCACUUAGGGCACAGGCAGGCACCUGGACGGGGGCGCAGGCGGUCCCUUGGGCCCCUUUUGAAGCCCCCCGCGAUCAUCGGAGGCCCCUAGGGAGGAGCCAGGCAGCUGGACGGGAGCGGAGGAGGGAGGUCAGUGGGCCCCCUUUUCUUUGAGGCCUUCCACCCCAGGCAGACGCCUCAAAAAGGGGGACAGGGCGCACGGCCCCCCCCCGGUAGGGGGGGCUUCACGUUUAGCGCUUCGACAGGUGGAGCAAGUCAGUACACCUGCAGGGGCGCGUCCUGGAACAUAUAUUUAUAAUAACUAUCUCGUCAUGGUCAUUUGUGUUUGUCCGCUUGACGAGUGUCACUGCCAUGAUUUGCGACGUGGCCACAAGAAGAUAUUUUGGAAGAACGAUAACAAGGUGCAGGUGGUCACUCGUCCGAUACCCUUGUCAAUAA
This is a messenger RNA of Amoebophrya sp. A25, 1077 nucleotides long. The record is from the annotation of a GenBank genome assembly. Lineage: Eukaryota; Dinophyceae; Syndiniales; Amoebophryaceae.